Molecule: messenger RNA, 1251 nt
Organism: Protopolystoma xenopodis
Lineage: Eukaryota; Metazoa; Platyhelminthes; Monogenea; Polystomatidea; Polystomatidae
Source: the annotation of a GenBank genome assembly
GUGACUAGGCGAGCUGAAACCGCUAGGCCACUGAUCCGUACCUGUCUUCUUCGCUUCCUUUUGCCAUGGUUGAUCAACAUUGAAUUAGUAGAUCUGAUAGAGGAUCGCGCUCGCCCCCAAACAUCCAAUGCUGAGACCACUUGCCAAUGUGGUCAGUCACUAGUGCAUAAACAACAGCAGCAACACCUCUCACCUGAGCACCAUUGUCAAAGUGGAUGCCUUUGUGAGCAAGCUAAUAUUAACCACAUGCAACGUGCUAUUCCAGCUGGGCAACGUGGACACCCUAAUUCGCAGAAGCAACAAAGCCAUAAUCAUCAUCAUUAUCAUAAUCAUCUUCCUUAUUCAAAUUACUGGAGUGAUGCAACCACAACCUCGGAGGCCGAAGAGACUGUGAAUAUGGGUCAAAAUGAGCCAGCUACUCGUGCGAGGACAAGGCGGCGGCAUCGAGAUACCAUCGGAGUAAGCAGUGGAGGCAAUGCCAACCAUAUUGGCCACCGCUCUUGGUCUUCGGAGGCCGAUACUUCUAUAAAUACUCCCAGAAGUCGACUGCAAAAGCAACGGCGACAUCAUCCGCAAUCUAGUGACAGCGUGGAUAGUUGUAGUAGUGAAAGUAGUGACCAUUUCGCCGACUCCGGUGCUAUGGAGGUUGGUGCUGUCUCUCGACGAAAACAAUGCGCUACUGCUGAGAGUAGCUGCGUCGUCAAUGACUAUGAGUUAGCAAACCAGUGUGAGAAUACUGGCUGGAAGGGAGAAGGAGAGACAGAAGAUGAUCAUGAUGCUUAUCUAGACCGGCUUGUUUCUGUGCCAAAGUCCGUAGCUGAUCAAGUCGGUCUCAAGACUCGAACCCUGCCCAGACAGGGUUCAUCUGGACUGUUUCAGCAACUCCAUCACCAUAAUCGCCACCAGCAUCGAAACGAUGCGGCACAGGCAAGGAAUACCAUGGGCUCGCGAGGUGAAUCAACGAGUGCCAUGAUCGCUGAGCUGUUUGCCAAUGUUCCUUUGGCUCUGCGCGGGGACGGCUGGGGCUCUCGCGAAGCUACUGAGUUGGUUUUGAACAACCUCUUCCAUUUGACUCUUCGACUAGCUGACUGUCCCGAGGACCUACGCAUUCUGGAACAGCUUUGGUGUGUAUUGAUUCGAUACCGAUCGGGAAAUCUCUCCGUCAUUCUCCGCUAUCUUAUAAUUGUCACUUCGUUGGCUCCAUCUCUUAUCAUGUUUCCGCCUAGUCAUUCUCUCCGUGGCCUCUCCUAA